GGCGGAAGUCCCACCCCCCGUGCGUAGAGGGGCUGCUGCGGGUGCCGAGGAGCUGCUGGAGGACGACAGGCCCGACUCGCCCGCCCGCCGCCUCGCCCGACCAUGAAGUGGAUGUUCAAGGAGGACCACGCGCUGGAGCAUCGGUGCGUAGAGUCUGCCAAGAUCCGGGCCAAGUACCCCGACCGCGUCCCGGUGAUCGUGGAAAAGGUCUCUGGAUCUCAGAUUGUGGACAUCGACAAGAGGAAGUACCUGGUUCCCUCGGACAUAACCGUGGCUCAGUUCAUGUGGAUCAUCAGGAAGCGGAUCCAGUUGCCCUCCGAGAAGGCCAUAUUUCUCUUUGUAGACAAGACUGUCCCCCAAUCUAGUUUAACCAUGGGACAGCUUUAUGAGAAGGAGAAGGAUGAGGAUGGCUUCUUGUACGUGGCUUACAGUGGAGAAAACACCUUUGGUUUCUGAUUUCAUCUCCAUCCUGUUGCUUUGUAAAUAGCCUCCUGUUCUUCAUCAUGACCCUGAGGGGCAUUUUUCAUUUGUCACUGGGUUGAUUUAAUAUAUUGAUAGAUUUUUGUUUGUCAUUUUAGUAAUUUAUAAAAUUUUAUUUUUCUGUUACACGUGUAACCAUAGCUAUAAAUUUCCUUGCAUCCUUUCUGCUGGGACAUAUUUAAUGGCAUUAUUCAAAUACGGAUGCAACCGUAGAUAAUUAAUGAUGGGAGAGAAAUUUUGAAACUAAAUGUUAGCAUAAUAAUUAGUUUCAUAGAAAUGGCAGUUUCUGUAAUACCCUAAGGAUGCUGAUAUGUUUAUCUUGGCUAGCGAGUUGCUUUUAUUGAAUUUUGCUUAAGAAGCAACAAUUAAAGUUACUGUCACAAAAAUGUAGCAUCAAGUCAGUAUCAUUCCUUAGCAACCCCAGAUAAAUUUUGUCCAAUAUGCCUUCGGCAUAGAAAUAUGAUAAAUUAAAUUAAAUUCUGUCCCGUUUUCAAUUUUUUUACUUCCAUGGUGUAAAAAGAAACCUUUGCCAGCACAAUUCUAAUAUUUUUAAGUAUAGACACAUCACAGCAUCUACCUAUCUUUUCCAAGGUCUUCAUUUUACCCUAUCAAGUACUAGUCUGCUAUAUUUCUUAACUGCUGAUUCCUUUAUAGUUGAUAGUCAAAGCUGAAACUAUUCAGUGUGUUCAUUGUCAAUUGUGCAUUCUAAAGCUGCUCGCUAUCCGUUGCCAUUAAGUUGGUAUUUGUAGUUAAAACUGUACUCUCAUCUUUUCAGUAUAUAUUCUAUCUCAAGUUACACACGUAUAGGUUUUACCCUGUCUUAACUCAGAAGCAGGGCUAACUGGCUCUAUAUGCACACAACCACAGUUCCAAAUUCUAAUUAAAUUUAGUGUAGUCCAAGCCCAAAGGAACAGGUGGGAGCAUCAAGUCAGAGUUCACAUUCCAAAAGAAUCCAAAUGCAGAUCAUCAACUGUUCCAUAUUCAAGUUUUCUCAGAGAAAGGCUGGCAAUGAUGCUUUUUAAAUGAAGCAGGCAGUCAAGAACAGGACUGCCCUUGCUGCACAAUGGAUCGUACAGAUCUUUUUUGGACCCACAGCUCUCCCGGACUGGGAGGAAGUUAGGAAUCGGGGUUUUCAUCUGCCGCCUACAGUUGUCUCUGUCUCUGUCCUUGUCCCUAACCUAACCCAAACUGAAACUAGUCUGUUUUGCAAUCUGGAUUUCAUAUCCUAUCCUGUGCAUAAGUUUCACAUGAAGACAAAUGAUAUUGUUCCAGAAUUCCCAGUUUCCUAAGGACAUUCCGUUGCUUGACUUAGUUGACACAAUUGCGCACCUAUCCAGUCAUUGAAACAUACUUUUUUUGGUUAUUUUCGGAUUUUCUCAAUUAUACUGUGUGCAUCAGCAAUAAUGCCUUUGUUCCCUGGUUUUUUUCCUACGGCCAGCAUGACAUCUGGACUUUCUCUUUUCAUGCAGGACUCUAAGCUCAUGAUUCUAAGCGUUAAGGAACUAUAUAAUAGUUUGCAUGCUUACUUAAGUCUUCUUUAAUACUGAUAUGUCAACCAGCCUCUAACAAUCUGUGGGCCACUGUGCUGAUCUCCAAAUUUGCUGAUAUGGUUUGGUUUUACUGGCUUUACUGAUUCUUCUUCUGUUGCUUGCUAUAUUUCCAAAUAUAUUCCAUCAAUUCUUGUA
This is a messenger RNA of Pantherophis guttatus, 2165 nucleotides long. It is a transcript of the gene GABARAPL2, whose product is annotated as GABA type A receptor associated protein like 2. The record is from RefSeq and is a predicted model, not a curated record. Lineage: Eukaryota; Metazoa; Chordata; Lepidosauria; Squamata; Colubridae.